AUGGUCGUUUCUUCAGAAGUUGUCAAUUGGCUUUGCUCAACAGUGAGGACGCUCCAAAAGAGAGUCGCCGAAUUGGAGCGAGCCAGAGAGACGCCGCGCGUGAUCUCAUUGUUUGGCGCAUUGGAAUUCAGAGUUGUGGCUCCGAGGUGUAUUAAAUAUGGAUCAGAGUUGCGGCAGGGCGUUUGUGUGCAGAAGAUAUAUGCUCCCCGAUAUUUUCGAUAUCUCGAUUCUACUUCCGAGGGUAGCUCAGCUGCUGUUUUUGACGAUAUGGAGGAGGAGGAGGAGGAGGCGGCAUUUGCUUCAUGUGGUCUCGCGCAUUCGGGCUAA
This is a messenger RNA of Prorocentrum cordatum, 327 nucleotides long. NCBI's taxonomy places the organism in Eukaryota, Dinophyceae, Prorocentrales, Prorocentraceae. The record is from the annotation of a GenBank genome assembly.